Messenger RNA from Triticum dicoccoides, 966 nucleotides. Its product is annotated as zinc finger protein SHOOT GRAVITROPISM 5-like. Gene Ontology annotation, cellular component: nucleus. Bases 1 to 966 code for a protein of 321 amino acids. The record is from RefSeq and is a predicted model, not a curated record. NCBI's taxonomy places the organism in Eukaryota, Viridiplantae, Streptophyta, Magnoliopsida, Poales, Poaceae. The transcript is spliced from 3 exons. Gene Ontology annotation, molecular function: DNA-binding transcription factor activity.
AUGGCGGAGCUGCCGUCCGGGUGGCUGCAGAUCGCCAGCGCGCCGACAGCCGUGCCGGCUACGAACGAGCUCGAGGAGACGGCGGAGCUGCCGUCCGGGUGGCUGCAGAUCGCCACCACCUCCUCCGCAACCAAGAGAAAGCGCCGGCGAGCUGGGACACCAGACCCCGGCGCGGAGGUGGUGGCGCUCUCGCCGCGGGCGCUGCUGGAACCGAAGACGUACGCGUGCGAGGCCUGCGACCAGGGGUUCCUGCGGGAGGCGAAACUGCAGACGCACCGGCGGUGGCACCGCGUGCCGUGGGAGCAGCCGCCGAAGCGGGAGGCCGGCAAUGCCAAUGCGGCGCCACCGGCCCGGAAACGGGUGUUCUUGUGCCCGGAGCCCAGCUGCGUGCACCGCCACCCCUCCCACGCCCUGAGAGGCCUCGCCGGCAUCAAGAACCACUUCCGCCGCAAGCACGUCGGCCCCCGCCAGCGGGCAUGCUCCCACUGCUCCGGGUCCUACGCCGUGCACGACGGCUACAUUGCGCACCUCAAGACAUGCUGCGCCCGCCUCAGCUACCCCUGCCGCUGCGGCCGCGUCUUCUUCCGGGUGGACAAGUUUGCAAAGCACCAGUACAUGUGCAGCGGCGGCCCCCCACAAGCGGACGUGUCGUCGGCGCCGGUGCGCGAGGCGUUGUGGGAACCGCGGCAGCCGGCGGCAGCACUGUCCCUGUCAAGCUUCCCCAGCCCGUUCAGCGACAUCCUCAUCGACGCGGCAAUGCGGAGCCCGGCCGCCCCCACGUUCCACCGGCUCUUCGACGAGGUGCCGCCGCCCGACACCAGUUGCGUCGGGCACGACCUCGAGCUGCGGCUCAUGCUGCCAUCGUGCCACGCAGCGCCGCGCUCACCGCCGGCGCCCAUCUCCCGGGGAGACGACGACGCCAUCCAGCUGCAGCUUUCCAUGGCCCUAUGCAGCGGCGACAGUUAG